Nomascus leucogenys (northern white-cheeked gibbon) is the source of this 4832-nucleotide messenger RNA. RefSeq names its product 5'-3' exoribonuclease 2 (gene XRN2). The record is from RefSeq and is a predicted model, not a curated record. Gene Ontology annotation, cellular component: nucleus. NCBI's taxonomy places the organism in Eukaryota, Metazoa, Chordata, Mammalia, Primates, Hylobatidae. Gene Ontology annotation, biological process: nuclear-transcribed mRNA catabolic process. Gene Ontology annotation, molecular function: 5'-3' RNA exonuclease activity; RNA binding.
AGACUCCGUCUGAAAAAACAAAAACAAAACAAUAAACCCUCCCAACCCGCCAAAAUGCUGGUUAAGGAUUCUAAAUGGCUCAACUUGGCCAGCUGUCUAUCCCUGAACUGCCUAUGCUGUACAUGUUCCUAUAACAGCACCUCCCAGGGAAACCAGAGGGGCUGUUUCCAGGUAAAAGGAGGAAUUUCACCAUAGACAUACUACUUUGGAAUAGUUUUGGCUAUCCUUAAGUAAAACACGGGAUGACUAUUUCUCUAAUUUCCACACUAGUAGUUUAAACGAAGUAGUCAUCAGACCACAGAGGAGGGGGCAAUAAAUACUGCCUGCCAGGUAACUCGGAGGAAUACUUUCACAGAGGCCUCAUAAGGUUAGCAUUUAGCAUUGUGUGUGAUGUGUGUCAAACCAAGAGGGGAUUCAGGGAGACUUCCAGGCUUGAGCAAAUGGACAAAUAUACCUCCUCUUCCAGACCGCUCCUUUCAUAUGAAAAAAAUUCGUUUGGGACCACCAGAAAACAAAGGAUAAAAGUACCAUGUUAGAACAAGGACGGAUUAAAAAUGACCUUUGCUUGAACUGAAACAGAAGCUAUCUGCAUAAGUGACUUAACCCCUCUGUAACUUGGCUUUCUUAUCAUCUACACGAGGGUGCUAACAGUACCCUCACAAGGCUCAAGUGAUGAUUACAUAGGACAAUCCCUUAGUCAAUGUCUUGGUACACUGUAAAGGUUCAGUAAAUGCUGGAAAAUCAUAUUAGCAACUAUUUUAUACCCAUAAUUGUAGCUGGAAGGUUGUAUUGGAUGCUAAAUACCGGCUAGAUUCCAUUCGGUAUUACAAUUAUUUAUUUGCAUAACAAGCAAAUUAUUGGUGCAAAGCAGCCAUUAUUACUGUAAAAUACUUUAAAAUGCUCCUUUUUAUAGUCCAGGUACGUACUGCGGCACAAAACUAGGAGAAACCAGGAAAUGGAAGUAACGAGUGAGUUUGGAUGCUUCGAUUCUACCCUAGACGGAGAUGGGUGAGAAUAGAGACAAAAGACAUCUUCUUCCAAACAAGAGGUGACCAAACGGGCAACGGAGACCUCCUCCCGGGCAUGCAGAGCGCAGCGAUUCUGUGCCCAGGGAGCCGGAGGGCUGGGGCUGGGGCUGGGGCUGGGAAAUCCCGGCGGAGCCGCGGCAGAGCAGUCGCCCGUGAGCCCCCGCGACACAGACGCGCUCGGCCUCGCGCUCCGGGGCUGGGACCGCCGAGGGCGAGCUGCAGCCUUCGCCACCCGGUCUGCCGCCGGACUCCACCUCACACAAGCAGCCGGGCAAGGCUCUUUUCCGCAGCUCCCUCACCCAGCGUAGCCUCCUUCCCAGCUUCCUCGGCGGCGGCGCCGUGACGUCACCUCCGGUCUUCAGCGCGCACGUGGGAGGAAGUGCUGGUGCCCUCAGCCGCUGCUCCCGUCUCUUUGGUUACGCUCGUCAGCCGGUCGGCCGCCGCCUACAGCCGUGUGCCGCUAUGGGAGUCCCGGCGUUCUUCCGCUGGCUCAGCCGCAAGUACCCGUCCAUCAUAGUCAACUGCGUGGAAGAGAAGCCAAAAGAAUGCAAUGGUGUAAAGAUUCCAGUUGAUGCCAGUAAACCUAAUCCAAAUGAUGUGGAGUUUGAUAAUCUGUAUUUGGAUAUGAAUGGAAUCAUCCAUCCCUGUACUCAUCCUGAAGACAAACCAGCACCAAAAAAUGAAGAUGAAAUGAUGGUUGCAAUUUUUGAGUACAUUGACAGACUUUUCAGUAUUGUAAGACCAAGACGACUUCUCUACAUGGCAAUAGAUGGAGUGGCACCACGUGCUAAAAUGAACCAGCAGCGUUCAAGGAGGUUCAGGGCAUCAAAAGAAGGAAUGGAAGCAGCAGUCGAGAAGCAGCGAGUCAGGGAAGAAAUAUUGGCAAAAGGUGGCUUUCUUCCUCCAGAAGAAAUAAAAGAAAGAUUUGACAGCAACUGUAUUACACCAGGAACUGAAUUCAUGGACAAUCUUGCUAAAUGCCUUCGCUAUUACAUAGCUGAUCGUUUAAAUAAUGACCCUGGGUGGAAAAAUUUGACAGUUAUUUUAUCUGAUGCUAGUGCUCCUGGUGAAGGAGAACAUAAAAUCAUGGAUUACAUUAGAAGGCAAAGAGCCCAGCCUAACCAUGACCCAAAUACUCAUCAUUGUUUAUGUGGAGCAGAUGCUGAUCUCAUUAUGCUUGGCCUUGCCACACAUGAACCCAACUUUACCAUUAUUAGAGAAGAAUUCAAACCAAACAAGCCCAAACCAUGUGGUCUUUGUAAUCAGUUUGGACAUGAGGUCAAAGAUUGUGAAGGUUUGCCAAGAGAAAAGAAGGGAAAGCACGAUGAACUUGCCGAUAGUCUUCCUUGUGCAGAAGGAGAGUUUAUCUUCCUUCGGCUUAAUGUUCUUCGUGAGUAUUUGGAAAGAGAACUCACGAUGGCCAGCCUACCGUUCACAUUUGAUGUUGAGAGGAGCAUUGAUGACUGGGUUUUCAUGUGCUUCUUUGUGGGAAAUGACUUCCUCCCUCAUUUGCCGUCGUUAGAGAUUAGGGAAAAUGCAAUUGACCGUUUGGUUAACAUAUACAAAAAUGUGGUACACAAAACUGGGGGUUACCUUACAGAAAGUGGUUAUGUCAAUCUGCAAAGAGUACAGAUGAUCAUGUUAGCAGUUGGUGAAGUUGAGGAUAGCAUUUUUAAAAAGAGAAAGGAUGAUGAGGACAGUUUUAGAAGACGACAGAAAGAAAAAAGAAAGAGAAUGAAGAGAGAUCAACCAGCUUUCACUCCUAGUGGAAUAUUAACUCCUCAUGCCUUGGGUUCAAGAAAUUCACCAGGUUCUCAAGUAGCCAGUAAUCCGAGACAAGCAGCCUAUGAAAUGAGGAUGCAGAAUAACUCUAGUCCUUCAAUAUCUCCUAAUACGAGUUUCACAUCUGAUGGCUCCCCGUCUCCAAUAGGAGGAAUUAAGCGAAAAGCAGAAGACAGUGACAGUGAACCUGAGCCAGAGGAUAACGUCAGGUUAUGGGAAGCUGGCUGGAAGCAGCGGUACUACAAGAACAAAUUUGAUGUGGAUGCAGCUGAUGAGAAAUUCCGUCGGAAAGUUGUGCAGUCAUACGUUGAAGGACUUUGCUGGGUUCUUAGAUAUUAUUACCAGGGCUGUGCUUCCUGGAAGUGGUAUUAUCCAUUUCAUUAUGCACCAUUUGCUUCAGACUUUGAAGGCAUUGCAGACAUGCCAUCUGAUUUUGAGAAGGGUACAAAACCGUUUAAACCACUAGAACAACUUAUGGGAGUUUUUCCAGCUGCAAGUGGUAAUUUUCUACCUCCAUCAUGGCGGAAGCUCAUGAGUGACCCUGAUUCUAGUAUAAUUGACUUCUAUCCUGAAGAUUUUGCUAUUGAUUUGAAUGGGAAGAAAUAUGCAUGGCAAGGUGUUGCUCUCUUGCCAUUCGUGGAUGAGCGAAGGCUACGAGCUGCCCUAGAAGAGGUAUACCCAGACCUCACUCCAGAAGAGACCAGAAGAAACAGCCUUGGAGGUGAUGUCUUAUUUGUGGGGAAACAUCACCCACUUCAUGACUUCAUUUUAGAGCUGUACCAGACAGGUUCCACAGAGCCAGUGGAUGUACCCCCUGAACUAUGUCAUGGGAUUCAAGGAAGGUUUUCUUUGGAUGAAGAAGCCAUUCUUCCAGAUCAAAUAGUGUGUUCUCCUGUUCCUAUGUUAAGGGAUCUGACACAGAACACUGUAGUCAGUAUUAAUUUUAAAGACCCACAGUUUGCUGAAGAUUACAUUUUUAAAGCUGUAAUGCUUCCAGGAGCAAGAAAGCCAGCAGCAGUACUGAAACCUAGUGACUGGGAAAAAUCCAGCAAUGGACGGCAGUGGAAGCCUCAGCUUGGCUUUAACCGUGACCGGAGGCCUGUGCACCUGGAUCAGGCAGCCUUCAGGACUUUGGGCCAUGUUAUGCCAAGAGGCUCAGGAACUGGCAUUUACAGCAAUGCUGCACCACCACCUGCGACUUACCAGGGAAACUUAUAUAGGCCGCUUUUGAGAGGACAAGCCCAGAUUCCAAAACUUAUGUCAAAUAUGAGGCCCCAGGAUUCCUGGCGAGGUCCUCCUCCCCUUUUCCAGCAGCAAAGGUUUGACAGAGGCGUUGGGGCUGAACCUCUGCUCCCAUGGAACCGGAUGCUGCAAACCCAGAAUGCAGCCUUCCAGCCAAACCAGUACCAGAUGCUAGCUGGGCCUGGUGGGUAUCCACCCAGACGAGAUGAUCGUGGAGGGAGACAGGGAUAUCCCAGAGAAGGAAGGAAAUACCCUUUGCCACCACCCUCAGGAAGAUACAAUUGGAAUUAAGCUUUUGUAAAGCUUUCCCAAAUCCUUUCAUCAUUCUACAGUUUUAUGCUAUUUGUGGAAAGAUUUCUUUCUCAAGUAGUAGUUUUUAAUAAAACUACAGUACUUUGUGUAUUUCUUUUAACUGUGUAUAUUUCUACUGAUCUGAUCUCACUGUUUAUGUUGCUUUCCAAAGAUGUAUGUUGCAUAAUACAGUGGAUCUGAAUUUAUUAUUGCUUAUAAAACACAUUUGAUGGAAUAGGAGUACUGGUUUUUCAUAAUGGUUAAAAAUGAAACCAGCUGUGGAUUUCAAAACACAGUGUAUUCUAGAUCAUGUAAGAUCCAUGCUGAUUUUUAUUGCACAAGAAUUAGGUUUGAACUCUUGAGCUGGAACCCUCAGCAAACUAGAGUAUAUAUUGUUCAGUAUUUCUUUGGAAACAUUUCAUUAAUGUACUUGUCUUACAGAAAUUUCUGGACUUUAGUAAAAAAAAUAAAGUUAAACUUUUAAAACUC